CUGGAAUGCAGGGAUGGGGAUGGGAGCUGGAGCAAAUCAGGGUGCACAUGGCUGCUGCUGCUGUGGAUGGGAGCUGGAGCUCAUCAGCAUUUCGGGAUUUUUAGGGAGUCCUAAAGCACAAACUCAACUCUGAUCUUCCUUUGAUAGCGUUGGGGGUUUAUGUGAUCUUCGUUCUGGAAGCCUCAAUGAUAUUGAAUUUUGAGUUUCUGAGGACUUUCUGGGCUUUCUGAAGGUUUCUUUUCACUGCUAGGACAGAGAACUGGAGUUCACGUGUCCUGGAAUGCUGCAGUUGGAUGCUUGGGAUCAGACAGCAGCUUUAUCUGGGGAUCUUUUGGGAUGCCUGGAAAAUAAGGCACAGGAUGGGUGGAAGUCCCGAGGUUUUCAGGGGGAUUGGCUGGGUUCCUGUGGCUCUCAGUGUUUGUUUUAGACCUACUUGAGGUGUAAACGAUUGUGCCAGAUCCCUUCACAUUGUGUGAGGGGGAAUUGGGUUUCCUUCAACAUCCUUUAGUUCCAAAUCUCUGCAGUGAUGGCUGUGGAAGGGCUGUAGAAGGCUCCUGCUGUUCCAUGCGUUUAUGUUUGGGGCAGCCCCUUUUUCUCCCUCUAAGCCAGGAUCUGUGUGCUGUUAACAAUUAAUAAUUAGGUGCACUAGGAAUAUUAAUAAAUGCAUCAAAAUUGAAUUGAUAAUGGCUGCUGGGCUCCAAUCAGAUGGGUAUGUGCUCCUAAUUCCGUAUAUUUAUAAUUUACUGGGGAAAUGGGAGUCUGUGUGUUUCAGGUGGGUGAGGUGCUGCCUGUGAUAUUUCCUGGUUAGAAGGCCAGGACUGUGGGAAGCACUGAGUGGUUUUGGCCCUCUCGAGCAGGUGAGGCUUCCUGUGACCCCACAGUGGCCCUGUUCACACUCCUCUGACACAGGUACCACCUUCAGACAGCACAGCUGUGCCUUGGCUUUUCCAAGGGGUGGAGGAGGCUCCUCUGGGCACGGGGGAGCCGAUGGAAAACCCUGCAGCUCCUGCUGGGAGCGAUGCUCCUGUGACCACUGAAAUUACUGUGAGAGUUACCUGGAACUCUGAGAGCACUGAACUGAUACCUGAAAUCUGCCAGCAGCUCUGAAGGAGUUCUGUGUGUUGGUUUGACACCGAUUUCUCCUUAUCCAGCCUCUGAGUGUGCAUGACUGGGCUCAGAGAAGGAGGUUACUCUGUGUCUGAGCCCCUCGGGGUCCCUACCUGCCUGUCCCCCAGCCAGCACAAGGCUUCUCUUGGCUGCCUCCCGGAGCUUUGCUGACCUUGGGGUUUUUCCAUCUGCUUACGUUUCCAUUUCUGGAAAAGGGUUCGUUUCUCCCCUCGCAAGUUUGGUUAAAUUCUCUUCUGGAUUUUUUGCUUUGAUUCUGUUUCAGAGAGGUUGUCUACUCCAGGAAAUCUGUCACAAGCUUUUGGUUAGGAUUUUGGUUGCAGAAUAAUUCGACUUAAUAUUAAAAUUGAAUGCUGUAAAACUCUUGAGUGCCUGCAUUUUUGUUAAUUGAAUAUGCUUAAGUGUAAUUUAAAUGUAAUUACAAUAAGAAAAAUAUCCUUUGCCUUGUUCCAGAAUGAGAAUUUUCUUCAAUAGCCAAUUUUUAGGAGUUGCUGGAGGAGAAUCUUUGAUCCACGUUUGCUGGAAGUAGCAUGAGCAAGAGAGGAAGCUGUGCUGAGGAGGAGAGCUUUGUCAGCUCGUGGAUCCCAGCGAGUGUUCCCAACCUUUGUCACUCUGUAAAGCUUUAACCUCGUCAUGAAAGUUCCCGAUAGCAGCUGGGAGGAUCGUGCUGCAGCCAAUCCCACGGGCUCGGCGUUUGUAGCCUCAGUUAAAUAAGCAAGAAUUGAUAUUUUGGCUUUCUCUUCUGAAGAGCCGCUGGCCAGGACGGAGCGGGUUUGCUCAUGGAGCGCAGCAUGAAUUUCCCAAAAGCUGAUGUAAAUUAGGGACUUUUUAUCCUCUCCAGUCCGUGGGGUUUUGCUGUUGAGUGAGAGCAGGGCUGGAGCCUGCUGGGCUGUUACAGCUCACUGUUUCUAGCACAAGGGGAAGUGGCCCACGCUCUGUUCCAGGUGUGUGUCUCAGCCAUUGUGUUUGUGAUCCAUUCACCACUUCAUCAGCGUUGCUUUCAGUCCCAAUCACCUCCAGAAAUGCAGUAACCACCCUGAAGUGUUUCAGUUUCACUUUAUCACAUUUAUUUCUUCAAAUUACUUUAGGCCUGAGCUCAGUGCUGCCCUCAGAGAUGUAGGUAGUGAGGCAUAGUUUAUUUUUAGAAAAGAAUGAAUCAUCUCUUGGAUGUGUCUUGUCUCUUUAUGCUUUGUUGAGAAGUAAAUUCAAGGAACUGGGACCUGCUGGCUCUGGAUCUGUGAGCAGGAGCCCAUGUGGGCAGGUGAGACGCUGCCCCAGGAGUGACCAGAAGCUGAGCAGAACUUAGUUUGGAACUGCAGAACUGCAGUGACAAAGCCUGUGGGUGCAGCAGGUUACUGAGUUUUGCUUUGCAGGCUGGAUUUUUGGGGAGCAACUACUCAAAUCUGCAAAGGGAAAUACACGUGUGUCCUUUCACCCUGAACUAUUUAGUUUCCAGCUCUGCUCCUGGGCAAAGAUUAACAGGAGGGGAAGACUGUGUUGCUAUGUGGAUUAAAUCAGUUGUGCGUGGGGGGUUUGAAUCUCAGAGCUUUGCAAAAACCCUGGUCUUUGUUUUGCUUCUCACAUGGUUGUCUUGAACCUCUCCAGUGUUUGGAGACUUCUUGUUACUGAGCUGGGGCUUGUCCUUGCAGCAAACAGCUCUGGCACGAGGUGUGACCUUGGCAGAGGAAUUAUCUCUAAAGCUAUUGCAACUGCUUCCUUAUCCUUGUGCUGUGUGUUUGAGGCCUGGUGGUGAGCCACUCCUUAACUUCAGAAUCCAGGAGCCUGGCCUCUGACAUAUCCAACUUGCUUAUCUGUGCCUUUUUGGAUAUGAGCUGGAUUAAUGGCUUUCACCUUUUAAAGUCCAGCAAAUUGCAGCAGUGAAGUGGAGCAUCGUUCAGUGGCUGGAGGAACUGUUUCAGCUGCUUGUGGGGUGUUGGGAUAUCUUGGGGGGAGAAUUUUUGCAAAAGGGUAGUUUUAUUCACUACCCUGUAACCAUAGUUGUUUCUUCAUUAUGUGGAAGAAACAAAAGCCAUGUUUUUCCUCUGUGCUGCUGCUGGAUUGCUGGAUUCCUCACCCAAAUGCCUUUGAGCAGCUCUGGGAGAGGGAUAUUGAAGGACUCUAUCUUGUGCUGUGGGAAUGAGCAUUUCUCUGUGUCAGGGGCCAGGCUGGAGUCUUGCAGUUCUUCUUGUCUGUCUCAUAUGUAACCCUCUCACUCUAAUUAUGGUCCUUGCUGCCCAGACCCAAAGUGAGAAGAUCCUGUUCUCUCCCCAGCAGGCUGGGAUGGUGUGUAAGUUUGUCUUGGCAAUUCAAAAUCUUUUCAUCUCCUUGGUUACAAGUUUAAGGAAAUGAUUAGUGUCUGUUGAUGUGUGUAAGAUUCCUGGGGGCAUGGGGUAAGUUCAGGAGGAAUCCUGGCACAGCACAGGUGAUGCUUGGUUAGUACAGAUGUCACUAAUUCCGUUAAGUUAUACAGUUUCUUCUCCUUGACAUAUGUUUUUUUACCUUCCUUUCUAGGAAGGGGUCUGGAGGAGGGAAAAUUUCCCUUUCUGGUGAAAGGGACUGGAGCAUUAUGACAGUCAAGUCUUUAAAAGCUUAUGAGUUCCCAGAGUCCUUGCCGAGUAGCCGCUGCCUCCGCUGAUGUUGUCGGAUGUCAAUAAAGAGAGGUUGAAGGCAACACUUCUAAUGGAGCAGGUAACAUCGAAAGGUGCUGGCUUGAACCCCAACGCAAAAGUGUGGCAAGAAGUGCCCCAGGGCAGCGGUGAGGCCGUGCCCCCCACCAAUGGCACAGAGCACACGUGGCAGGAGACAGCAGCGGCCCAGGGGACUCCAGCCGAGGGUAACAUAGAGAUCUCAGAAGACAGCUGCAAACAGUAUGAAGUGAUGUAUUCCCCAUCCUGUGAAGCCACAAGGAAUGGCACAGGAGUUGAUGAGGCGUCAGCAAAUGGAAUUGUCCUGGCGACUGAAGAUCUGGGAUACCAAAUCUAUGAAGUGUCUGGUGACAGCAGCUCCACGGUGUCCACAGAAGACAUUAGAGAAUGUUUGAGAAAACAGCUUGAAUUCUGCUUCUCGCGAGAGAAUCUUUCAAAGGAUCUUUACUUGAUGUCUCAGAUGGACAGUGAUCAGUUCGUUCCAAUAUGGACAAUUGCCAACAUGGAAGGGAUUAAGAAGCUGACAACGGAUAUGGACCUUAUUCUUGAAGUUUUGAGAUCUUCUCCUAUGGUACAAGUGGAUGAGAGGGGGGAGAAAGUCAGACCAAACCACAAACGAUGUAUUAUCAUCCUCCGUGAGAUCCCUGAAACAACACCUAUAGAGGAGGUGAAGGCUCUGUUCAAGAAUGAGAACUGCCCCAAGGUGAUAAGCUGUGAGUUUGCUCACAACAACAACUGGUACGUUACAUUCCAGUCGGACACAGACGCGCAACAGGCGUUCAGAUACUUAAGGGAAGAAGUGAAAACCUUUCAGGGCAAGCCAGUAAUGGCCAGGAUAAAAGCCAUCAACACGUUUUUUGCUAAGAAUGGUUACCGGGUGGUGGAUUCCAGUGUGUAUCCCCAGCCUGUGCAGACCCAAGCCCAGUUUGCCUCCCCCCUGUUUAUGCAGCCUGUAUAUAGCCCUCAGCAGUACUCGAUUUACAGCAUCGUGCCUCAGACGUGGUCUCCAAAUCCUGCACCUUACUUUGAGACACCACUGGCCCCGUUUCCCAACGGUGGAUUUGUGAAUGGCUUUAAUACACCAGGAUCAUAUAAAACAAAUGCUGCUUCUCUGAGUAUAGGUCGCCCAUUCCACAGGAAUCGGGUGAAGCCCCAUUUCCGCUCCUCCAGCAGCUCGGAGCACCCCGAGGGGCCGCCCGGCGCCGGGGCCCUGCCCAUGGGGGACCUGAGCAGGACCAGCUCGAGGAAUUUCGUCAUGGAGAGACACAGCAGCUCCUUAACUGGGCACCAAGAGCAAGGGUACUCCCAGAAGGAUUCUCCCACGGCACAGCUGGAGCAGAACGGCGAUUACGGCGUCGGCAGGGGCAGGAGGAACGUGUUCAGGGGUCGGAGGAGACGGGAGGACGAGCGGGUUUCAAGACCUCAGCCUUCAGCAGAAACAAAGACUCAGACACCAAAGUUUGACUUGCUUGCGUCCAAUUUCCCACCUUUGCCUGGCAGCACAGCAAAAAUCCUGGGAGAGCCUGUGCUGGAGAGCAGGAUGUCCGACAUCGUUAAAGGAGUCUGCAAAGAGAAGGAAAGCAAAGACUCCCUGUCCCCCUGCCUGGCUCCUGCUCCGGACGAACAAACGCCCAGCGCUGCCCAACCAGCCGUGCCCAGCGUGAGCUCCCCGAGCCAGACUGAGCCUGUGGUGCUGAGCACGGUUCAGCCAGAGAGCAAACCAGAAGAAGUGUCUGCUCCGAAGGACGUGGCCAGCCCGGCUUCUCCGCCGGCAUCCGUCUGUCCCACCAGUGCUGCCAAGCCACCGAGGACAAACACCUCCUCUCCUUCUGCUCAAACAAGCGCAGCUCCUGCUCUGUCCACACAGGAGCCACGCAAGCUCAGCUACGCCGAAGUUUGCCAGAAGCCUCCAAAGGAGCCACCUGCAGUCCCUGUGCAGCCUCUGAGGGAGCACCGCACCAACAUCGUCCCCCCUGCCAAAAACGACGAGAACGGCACGUCGGAGAAGGCUCCGGAGAAGGCUCCUCACGAGAGGCCCGAAGGUCGAAUGAAGGAUUACUCCGGGUUCCGCGGCAGCGGGGCUCCCAGGGGAGCUGCUGCCAAAAUCAGGGAACAGAGGCGCCAGUUUGGACGCAGAUCCUCGCCUCAGGGAGCGCCGCGCCGCGCCGGCAAGGAGCAGUACGUGCCACCCCGCUCACCAAAGUAACGCUGGGCCAGCCAAUGAUUCUCUGUUUCACUUGAGCUGUGGACUGAAGAGCAGCAGAGAGACCGAGGAGGGAAGGAUUCGGGAAGGGGAAUACUGAACUGGAGCGUGGGCUUGUGUGGAGAGGUUGUGGAGGGUCCCAAAAUUCAUCUCUGAAAGUGAUUUCACAAAUGCUGGAGGAUUCCAAUCACUAUAAAUAUAGAGAUUAUAAUUUUUGUAUUUUUGUUUUUAAUUUGCAGAGGGUUUCCUGCUUGAAAUCAGCUUUGGGAUUGCGAAAGUAGCGUUUUGACAAAGUGAAAGAAUACGAGUUGACAAAUUAACCUGUCCCUCGGUGUAGGAGGAAAAAGGAUAAGAGAAUAUUAUUUUUGGAAAAUGAGCAUUUCUGUAAAAUUAGAACUUUUUUUAACCUAUUUAAGGUUUGGCUUGUGGGCUGGUGUGUCUGCCAUGGAUGGCCUGGCUUUGCAGAGGCCUCUGCAGCAGCAUGAGCGGAGCGAGUGCAGCCAGAACCGUUGUCAUCACUUAGUCACUGAUGAUGAAAACUGAAUGUACUACUGUAGUAACCCAUGUGUUUCCAGCUUGAAGUAGAGUCUCUUGACCUUACUAAUAUUUCAUUCAGCAAGCUUUUUAAGGUGUAGGUUUUGCAGGAUACUGGAUUGUAGAGGAGAGUGCGUGGACAGCAGAAAUCGUCUCGUAGACGCGGUGGAAGGAGGCAAAGGGAGCACGUGAGAAUCUUUAUUGUGCCCGUUUUCCCUGCCUCCUUUUGAGGGCGACUCCUUAGGUUUGGGGUUUUGUUUGUUUGCUUUUUCCCUCUCUUGUUACUUUCUCUAAUUUCUUCAUGACAGACUUUAGUGCAUUUUUCUUGGUGUGUUUUCCUGAGGCAGCCCCAGGGUAGGUGCAGGAAGGGCAGGUGACUGCACAGCACCUGCACAGGUAAAGAGCCUGGAAUUCCCGCUGCAGCUGUGGAAUUCUGCCUUGCAGGUGGGAAGCUCUGGGCACUCACUGUCAUCUCUUGAUGACAAACCAGAGCUGUGGCUGGGUUUUCUCUGUGCUGACUCUGGAAUGGGCUGUUGGCUGCUGUAUUGCCAGAAAUCAGGGUUUAGACUCCUGGGAACUCGUUGUUUACAGCUGAUGUCAUAGCAACUGACUCCUUUUUAACUGUUUAAAGUGGAACUAAAGAUGCAGAGUUGAAGAAAUCCCCCUUCUGUUCCGAGAAGCUGCUGGAGCAGUGGCUCCUUGCCAGCUGUGUGCUGACUGAAUGUGCAACACUAUUGUGCAGUAAGUGGUUAAGUUUCAGGGUGAUUAAUGGAAAUAGGAACAUUCAGCGCAUUAAUCUGCCAAAAUCAGCAUACCAGGGUUCAAAGUUCUGUAUAAAGCGUUAGGGAAAAGCAGCUUCCAGCAGCAGUAAGAAUCACAUCUUUAUUUUUUCCUCUUUUUUUUUUUUUUUUUUUUUUUAAAAUUUUUUUUUUUUUUUUAGUGAAUAGCAAGUGUACAAAUUUAAAGUUGUAAGUUGUGAACACUGGAAAACUCAAUUGUGAUAUAUUCCGUAACCAUCUUAGUAAUAUAUGCUCGUGUUGCCAUAGAAUGAAUGUAAGUGGCAGUUAAAAUAACUGUGAAAUUUUUUCAUCUUCUGAUUUCUUAGCCAGAUAACCCUUGGCGACUUGGGCCUCAGUAGGAAUUCUCUAUCAACUGCUUGGAGAACACUCAUAUCUAUUUUUAUAAAUAUAUAUAUAAAGCCAGAGUUGUCAUUUCUCUAACUUAUUAUUCAGCUUGGCAAUUGCUUUGAGUUGAUUCAUAACACAAUAUAAUGUAUUUAUGCAGUUAACUGUUCAUUUCUACGCAUGUUCUAAAGAGAGAGAGAAUCAUAGAAUGGGCUGAGUUGGAAGGGACCCAUCAGGAUCGUGGAUUCCAACUCCUGGCCCUGCAGACACCCCAAUAAUCCCACCCUGUGCCUAAGAGCAUUGUCUAAAUUCUUCUUGAAUCAGACAGGCUUGGAGCUGUGAGAAAGGAUCUUUUCCUGAUAUCUCCCACCUCAACCUGCCCCAACUCAGCUUCCUGCCAUUUCCUCGGGUCCUGAAGUAUGUACACAUAUAUAUUUAUAUAUAAAAAUAUAUAUAGAUACAUGUAUUUAUAUAUAUAAAUAUAUAUAGAUAGAUAUAUAGACCCCAAAAUCACUAUUCACUUUGAAACUACCUGUACUGGGUUUGGGAGGUGUUUUGUUUUGUUUUGUUUUUAAUUUAGUGAAAAAAAAAAAAUAUCUUUGAUCACAUCCACAGUUUAGGGAUUCUUACAAACCCUUCUCUGUUUAUUUUGAUAAUGCUACUCUUGUUGGAAUGAUAAGGAAGUUUAAACAUUUAGUAUCCAAAGUCCUGAAAUGCAACGAAUGCCAAGUUUAAUUCAUUUUAAAGGCUCUAAACAAUUCCUGCAGCCAAACUGGAGCAGGAAAGCCUGCAGGAUGGUUCAUGGGUGUUUAGGACGUGUUCUGGGACGUUGAGGAAGCUUUGGGAUGCUGACAGUUUGAAGGAGGGAUUGGGAGAGAAGGGGCUGGUGCAGAUAUUGCUCAGAAUUCCCUGAUCCAGUGUCAGUGACUUGUGCUGAGAGGACCUGAAGGGUGAAAUGGAAUUUUGUCAUGGAUGUGGGGGAAAGCCAGCCAGCUGUGGCUCCAUCUUCCUCGCAGGGUGAUGGGGAAGGGCUGCUCCGAGCCCGGGGUGCUCCCACAGCAGCUCCUGCCUCUGGGGCAGGGCUGAAGGUCAGGCUGGAGCUCUCAGCUUCCCCCAGCAGAUCCAAACUUCUCUCAGCUUAGCUCACUUGGAAUGAUUUGUUUCACACCUGAGUGCAAGGAUUUCACCUGAGCAUUUCCCUUCCACCAUUUCCAGCUGUGGUUUGGGGUUGGUUUGGUUUUUUUUUUUCCUUUCUAUUCUUUUCUGUGCAGGGGGAAAUUCCCAGCUGGAGGCUGUGAAGCUUUAGUGGGGUGGGAGUUCUCCCCAGCACUGCGACCUUGCCUUUUCCUCCCUGUGCUGGGCUGGGGAAGCAUCCUGUGUGUGUCCCCACCAGUUUACCUGCUGGGCAGACUGGGCAGACUGGGGCAGAGGGGUGGUUUGGGGGCAGAGCCGCUGCUGGGGCAGCUCCUGCACUGAUGGCAGCGAGGUUUCUGUGUCAGCAGCGCUGUCCCUGUCUGUCCCUGUCCCCAGCCCCAAGUGACCACAGCUCCCCGUGCUCCCCUCUGGCUUUACCCUCACGGGGUGCAAAUCCUCCUGCUCUGCUAAGAUCAGAUAGCAGGAGGUGCAAAUCAAAGAGAACUUUCAGUUUUAGGAACUGUGACUUGUUUUCAGAGUUGUUGACUUCCAUUAGGGACAGAAAUACAUUUCCCAGCUGGGUUCUUUUCCAAAUUGGGUGGAAAAGAUUGGGGCACGCUCUCGGUGCUUCUGCUGGGGAGUGAAAAGAGGAAAUUCUUUGCAUGUGAUAGUAAAAUUUAAAAGUGCAAAAAAGGUUUUGUUUCUUUUGAUUUCUAACAUUAAGUUAGUUUUAUAGUAUCUUACAUUCCUGCUCUUGUUGUUUUGUUUUUGUUUUUUUUUUUAAUUAGCCUGGCACAGUAUGAUGGUGCAGUUUUAGCUGUAGAAAAAAAAAAAAGAAAAUUAAAAAAAAAAAAAGUAACCCACUAUUAACCAGAAGAGAAAGGUGAUACUGUGGCAGAUCAGUAGCAAAUAAGUGACUUAAUCAAUGCUUUACUGUAGUUAAAUAGCUAUGGCCUUACUACUUUGUCAAUAUCAGCUUAAUUGUCUUGAAAACUGUCUGCGAUUUUUACUGUUCCCAGGUGAGUUUACCUGGGCUGAGAUAUCUGGUAUGUACAGAUGAUAUUUUAAAUUUGUAAAAUGCACCAUUGUAUUACAGACGAUGCAACAGAAAUGCACUUCGGGGGGAAAUGGCUUCUGAUGAGUUUUUUUGUAAAUCCUUGAUUACUACAGAUAUGCAAUAGAGUUUUUUUGUUUCUAAUUUUGAUAUUUCCUUCUGAAACGUAAGAUUGUUGCCAUUAAUCUGAAUGAUUUAUCAUGCUCUUCUUUGCGUGUAUAUAUUCCAUAUAGUCUGAGCUUCCUUUAGGAUGGUAUAUAAUUUUGGGUUGUUGUAGUAUUUUAGUUGGCUCUUCAGUGCCUUUAGCACAGGCACUUCAAGAGGUUCAUUGAGUCUGUUUUUAAUGUACAGUUGGGAGGACUUGAAAUGGAGUUAAAGCAACUUAUUUCUGAGAAAAAAAAAAAAAUCCAUCUGCAAACUAACCUGUAACAACUUUAAAAUUUUAUAUUUAAGAACCAGAUGUUUAUUUUUAUGGAACUUCAGUUAUGGAUACAGUUUCCAAAAAAAAAAAAAAAAUGCAACUUCAAAUGUAAACAGACUGUGCAUAAAUGGGUUUUGUUCUAAUUUUUAUAGAAUACAAAAUAUUCAGAUAAUAUAUUGAGCUCGAGUUACUACAGACAUCUUGUUCCUCCCGGAUGAAUCCAGCUUCCCCUUGGCAUUGACGAUCUCUCUUCAAAGUGGUAGGAAAAGGAGAAAAAAGCGAUUUAUCUGGCUUUUAGACUGUCUGUUCUGGUUUAUUCCUGUUGUCAAAAUGUCCAAAACAAAAUUUGUGUAAAGUA
Cyanistes caeruleus (blue tit) is the source of this 10598-nucleotide messenger RNA. The record is from RefSeq and is a predicted model, not a curated record. NCBI's taxonomy places the organism in Eukaryota, Metazoa, Chordata, Aves, Passeriformes, Paridae.